Molecule: messenger RNA, 552 nt
Organism: Penicillium roqueforti
Lineage: Eukaryota; Fungi; Ascomycota; Eurotiomycetes; Eurotiales; Aspergillaceae
Gene: alg13
Product: N-acetylglucosaminyldiphosphodolichol N-acetylglucosaminyltransferase catalytic subunit ALG13
Exons: 3
Coding region: 1-552 (183 amino acids)
Biological process (GO): dolichol-linked oligosaccharide biosynthetic process
Cellular component (GO): extrinsic component of endoplasmic reticulum membrane; UDP-N-acetylglucosamine transferase complex
Molecular function (GO): hexosyltransferase activity
Source: RefSeq, a predicted model, not a curated record
AUGAAGUUAUGUUUUGUGACUGUGGGGGCCACGGCUUCCUUUCAGAAACUACUUGAACAAGUACUUAAUUCACAAUUUCUCGAGAUCCUAGCCAAACACGGCUACACCCAUCUUCUUGUUCAGUACGGUAAAGAUGGCCAGCAGAUUUUCCAAAACUUCGUCGAUAGUGACCAACCCGACCACGGUAUCACCCUAGGGGGCUUCGACUUCCAGCCGAGCAUCGAUGCCCAAAUGAUGAUGACCGUGGAAAGAGAGGCUCUGGACCAAAAGCGCGGCUUGAUCAUUUGUCACGCUGGAACUGGGACUAUUCUGGCAGGACUUCGCUUGGGCGUGCCUUUGAUUGUGGUCCCUAAUCCAGACCUUGCCGAUAAUCAUCAACAGGAACUAGCCGAUGAGCUGGAGGAAGGGAACUACGUAAUUAGUAGUUCUGUCGAGGAUGUGGGCAGUGCGAUUAGCAGAGCAGAGACUCAGAAAGCCGAAGUAUUGUCUAUGACACCUGGAAAUACAACUCUUGCGGAAAGUAUGUCUGAUGAUUUGUGCUUUUUGGACUAA